Molecule: messenger RNA, 4956 nt
Organism: Striga hermonthica
Lineage: Eukaryota; Viridiplantae; Streptophyta; Magnoliopsida; Lamiales; Orobanchaceae
Source: the annotation of a GenBank genome assembly
AUGGGUCCGCUAAGAAAGUCGAGAAGUGUCAAUAGGCGGUAUAUCAAUGAAGUAUCUCCAAGUAAAGAUGGUGAUAGUGCUCAAAGAAGCAAUAGCAAGAAAAGAAAGUUGUCUGACAUGCUGGGACCUCGAUGGGCAACAGAGGAGCUGACUUGUUUUUAUGAUGCUUACCGCAAGUAUGGUAAAGAUUGGAAAAAGGUAGCCGGUGCUGUGAGAAAUCGAUCCUCGGAAAUGGUGGAAGCCAUUUACACUAUGAAUAGGGCGUACUUGUCUCUUCCACACGGAACUGCUUCUGCAACUGGGCUGAUUGCGAUGGUGACUGAUCAUUAUAGCAAUCUGGCAGGAAGUGAAAGUGACCAAGAAGGCAUGUAUGGAGUAGGGACAUCUAAAAAAUCCCAGAAACGUGUUCGUGGAAAGGCCCGGCCUAUGACCUCCAAAGCACCUGAUGAUCAAUUUGUUUCGCAUUCACAGACCAUUGCUUCAGAUUACGUGUUUCUGUCAUUGACAAAGAAGAAACGCUCAGGAGGAAAUCGGCAUUGUCCUGUUGGGAAAAGGACGCCAAGGUUCCCCGUUUCAGUUUCAUAUGAAAAUGUUGAUGGAGAUAAAUUUGUUUCUCCUACAAGGCAAGGCCUUAAAAUCAAAGCUUACGCCAAUGAUGAUGAAGUAGCUCAUGAAAUAGCAAUAGCUUUGGCAGAGGCAUCACAUAUAGGUGGUUCUCCUCAGGUUUCUCGAACACCAAAUAAAAGACCUGUGAGUGUUAUGCCAUCACCAUCCAGACGUGUUCAGCAAAAGCAUUCUCUACGAGACAUGGCCGAUACUAAAAUACUGGCUACUGAUAUGGACAAAGAAUUAGAAGCAAGCACAGAGUCUGACAAAGGAGAGUUGUCUAUGUACGUACACUCAUCGAGAAAGGAGGCAAGAAAAUUAGAAGAUAAGAGGUUUGAAGUUGACAGUAAUAGUGAGGAUAAUUUGGAAGACAGCGUGGAAGAAUAUAAUGGAACAGAAGAAGAUAAAAUAUCUGGUGUAACGGGGGACAAGAAGGUUUUGUUUAGAAAAGAUGACACUCCUGCCUUUGAUGCCCUGCAAACUUUGGCCGAUUUGUCAUUGAUGAUGCCAACAGAAAAUGAAGAUGAUUCAGAGGUGCAGUUGAAAGAUGAAGAAGUGUCAUCAGAAGUUAUGCACAUGAACCAACCAAAAGAAAAAGGUAGAUACUCAGGAGUAAAAAUGAAAGGGCAUCCGGCAUUGUCGAGGUCUGAAAUUGCUUCCAAUAAAAAAUCAAGAACUGGAAAAACUUCAGUUUUGAAUGUCAGUGCUGUUCCUGAAGAAAAUCAGGAUUCUCAUCGUUCUAUCCCUAAAACAUCAAGAAGAAAACAGAAGUUGCAAAUGCCUAAGUCCGAAUCUCAGCCUGAUGUUUGUCUUAGUGAAUCUCCUGGAAUUGGGUCUGGAGAUGCAGGGAAGAUGUUAAUCAGCAGCAAUAACAAAUCUUCACAAAGCGCUUCAACGAACUUGGUGAAAACUGCAGAAACUUAUUCUGUUGCUGAUCUACGAGAAGAAGGUAGUGACCCAGCCCAAUCAGAUGUUCAUGUUCUGGUGGCUGACCAGGUCAAUUUACCUAAAGUUCGAAGCAGGCGCAAGAUGCACCUAAGAAAACCAGAAUUUCUGAAGGAUUUGAAAUUCCCUGAUAAAAUCUCAACUGAACUGCCGCUUGCUUCAAUCCACGACGGAGAAUCUUCUUUUAAGGAAAAACUUUCCAGUUGUUUGGAGAAUCCUCAUCUAAGGAGAUGGUGUACUUAUGAGUGGUUCUACAGUGCCAUUGAUUAUCCUUGGUUCGCUAAGAGGGAGUUUGUUGAAUAUUUAUACCAUGUUGGACUUGGUCACAUGCCAAGAUUGACUCGUGUUGAGUGGGGUGUCAUAAGAAGUUCUCUUGGUAAGCCUCGGCGAUUUUCAGAGCAGUUCCUGAGGGAGGAAAAACAAAAGCUUAAUCAGUACCGAUUUUCUGUUCGAAAACACUACAGUGAGCUUCGUGAUGGUGUUCGGGAAGGAUUGCCAACCGACCUUGCAAGGCCUUUAUCAGUUGGACAGCGUGUCAUUGCCAUCCAUCCAAAGACAAGGGAACUUCAUGAUGGAAGUGUGCUUACUGUUGAUCACUCUAGAUGUCGGGUUCAAUUUCACCGUCGUGAACUAGGGGUUGAAUUUGUCAUGGAUAUUGACUGCAUGCCAUUGAAUCCUUAUGAGAAUAUGCCAGCAUUGCUUGGGAGACAGAGCAUUGCUGUUGAUAACUUUUUUGAAAAUCUCAGUGGAAUGGAAGUGAAUGAGCGACCACCAGAAUUCAUGAAGCUUGGACCUGGUGAUAAUGUGGUUAACAAUAAUGUUAUUUCACAAUUAGGGCCUGCAGGUUUCUUGAAGCACACAAAGGUGGCUUCUGCAAAUGCUAAUUCGCAGUCGAAGAAUGUGUCUGAAACUUCCAGUUACCAACAAACAUCAUAUUUUCAAAUCCAUGCAAAGGAAGCUGAUGUUCGAGCUCUGACCGAGCUGACUCGUGCUCUCGAUAGAAAGGAUGCUGUUGUUAUGGAGUUAAGGCAUCUGAAUGAUGAUGUGUUUGAAAAUCAAAAGAAUGGCGAUAGCUCUUUGAAAGAGUCCGAGCCAUUUAAAAAGCAUUAUGCGGCGGUACUCAUACAACUGAACGAAGCCAAUGAUCAGGUUUCAUCUGCUUUGUACUGCUUGAGACAAAGAAAUACAUAUCAAGGGAGCAUCCCAUUGGCAUUGCCUAAGCCGGGCUCGUAUUCUGCUUAUCCUGGUGAUGGAUUUCCUUUAGACCGAGCUUCAUGUCAAACUCAUGAACAAGCUUGGCACAUGAAUGAGAUUAUAGACAGGUCAACAAUAAAAGCUAGGGCAAUGGUAGCUGCAGCUGUGCAGGCAAUUUCAUCAUUUAAUGGUAAAGAUGACACAACCGAGAAAAUUGAAGAAGCUAUAGACCAUGUAAAUGACCGGCUACGAUUGGAUGAUUCUGGAACACCGAUACCACAAGAUUUGAAACAAGAGGAUUCGUCUAGCCUCAAUGCACAAAUUCCUUCGGAACUGAUCUCUAAAUGUGUUGCGACUUUGCUCAUGAUUCAGAAAUGUACAGAACGGCAGUUUCCUCCAUCUGAUGUGGCACAGAUAUUAGAUUCUUCCGUUGCAAGCUUAAAACCACGCAGUUCGAAAAACCUUCCAGUUUACACUGAGAUACAAACGAAAGCCGAAGUCAGUCAAGAACAAGCUGAUGGCCGUACAGAGGAUCAGAAUUUAGAUGCACAAGCUCAAGCUGAUGCCAAUGAAGGUGCUACUGCAACAGGGGAGGAAAAUUUAGAUGUGCAAGCUGAUGGUAAUGAGGAAAUAUUGGGAGGUGAAAAUUUGCAGCCUACAGAAAAUGUGAAUAUUGAUGACCAAGAAGAUUCUAUGUUGACUACCUUUGAUCCUAAAACAUGGGAGAAUCUUGACAAUAGCAAAAGGGAUAUCUUGAUUGAGAAAGGGCCUGUGAGAGAAAUGAAUUUACAAUUCCCUAGUGAUCCUAGUAAUAGGCGCUUUUCAUAUGCUUAUUACUCCAGAAAAUUAAAUAAUGGUGAGGUUGUUGACAGGAAGUGGCUGGUUUACUCCAAACAUGUGGACAGGGUCUAUUGUUUUUGCUGCAAGUUGUUCAACUCAAAUCAGAACAAGGCUUUGUUAGCAUCUGCUGGAGUGAGGGAUUGGAAGCAUUUGAGUGACAAGCUCAAACAACAUGAGAAUAGUCAGGAGCAUUUGAAAAACAUGAAUACAUGGAAUGAUCUCCGGAUUAGAUUAAGCAAAAAUCAAACAAUUGAUGCUGAAAUGCAGCGGGAAAUUGUAAAAGAGAAGGAGCGUUGGAGACAAGUUCUGAAAAUUUUGACUGAUAAUGUUGAGAGGUUCACUGUCAAACCCUUGUCAGAUACUCGUUGGGAGAAUCGCACAAAGAGUGUGCAACCUAUCAGGUAUCAAGCCCCUCAAAUAAGAUCAGCUUUGAAGGAGGUGGAAAGAACUUCUUCUGAUGACCCAAAAGCGGUGAGUGAAGCUGAAUCAUUGGUAACCGCAAUUGAGAAUUUUGAAUUUUUAGUUGGUAUGGUUAUUUGGGAUGAUAUUUUAUCUACUAUCAACAUGGUGAGCAAAAAGUUGCAAUCUCCAAUUGUGUGCUUAGAUGCUACUCUGAAACAGAUUCAAGGGGUGACAUCAUAUUUUCAGAAGUACAGAGACACAGGCUUCAGUGCUAGUAUUGAGACUGCAAAAUCCAUUGCAUCUAGUAUGAAUGUAGAUCCGACAUUUCCUACAAAACGUCAAGGUAAAAGAAAGAAGCAUUUUGAUGAAGAAAAUGAUGAAACUGAGGAAUUGCAAUUUUCAGCUAUAGAGUCCUUCAAAUUUGAGUACUUCCUUGUUAUUGUUGAUCAUGCAAUUGCUUCAUUGACUAGCCGAUUUGAUCAGCUAAAGAAAUUUGAGGAAAUAUUUGGUUUCUUAUUCAACUCAGAAAAUCUAAAGUCCUUGGAUAAUAGUGAUCUACAUAAGUGUUGCACUAUUUUUCUCAACAAGUUUUCUCAUGACAGCAAGUCUGAUGUUGAGUUAGAUGAUUUGUUCGCUGAAUUAAAAGUGUUGCAAGUAACUUUGCCAGAUGAAUUGAUGUCAGCAUCACAGAUCCUUCACUUUGUUAAAGUUGCAGAUUGUUAUCCAAAUGUCUCUAUUGUAUAUCGGAUUCUCUUAACUAUUCCUGUGACAGUAGUAUCAGCCGAAAGAAGCUUCUCCAAAUUGAAACUAUUGAAAAACUGUUUGAGGUCAACUAUGCUACAAGAAAGAUUAAAUGGUUUGGCUAUGUGCAGCAUUGAGAAGGAUAUUUUAGAUAAAAUUGAUCUUGAUGUUGUUCUUGAAGAUUUUGCAUCAAGAAAUGCCCGAAGGCAGUUUUUUAAAAAGAACUGA